UUGAAAAAUAAAAUAAAAUAAAAUAGAGAAAAACAACAAAUAAAAAAGGAAAAUUAGAAAGACCUAUUCCUCUCUGCGUUCCAUUCAUUUUCCUCCAUCAUCGAGAAGAGACAAAGGAAAAAAAAACCCUAAAACGAGAUGAUGCUUCGAGUAGCAGGUAGAAGGCUUUCUUCUUCAGCCGCUAGAUCUUCAUCUAGCUUCUUUACAAGAAGCUCUUUCACCGUUACCGAUGAUUCGUCUCCGGCCAGAUCUCCUUCUCCGUCACUCACCUCUUCGUUUCUCGAUCAAAUCAGAGGUUUCUCAUCUAAUUCGGUUUCUCCCUCACAUCAGUUGGGUUUAGUCUCGGAUCUUCCAGCCACUGUGGCUGCGAUUAAGAACCCCAGUUCAAAAAUUGUAUAUGAUGACUCCAACCAUGAGCGUUAUCCACCUGGUGAUCCAAGCAAACGUGCUUUUGCUUACUUUGUCUUGACAGGAGGUAGGUUCGUCUAUGCCUCAUUGCUUCGCCUCCUGAUUCUCAAGUUUGUUCUGAGCAUGUCUGCUAGUAAAGAUGUCCUUGCUCUUGCUUCUCUUGAGGUGGAUCUUUCCAGCAUUGAACCAGGGUCAACUGUUACUGUCAAGUGGCGUGGAAAACCUGUUUUCAUCAGACGCCGCACUGACGAUGACAUCAAAUUGGCAAACAGUGUUGAUCUUGGCACCCUUCGUGACCCGCAACAAGAUGCUGAGAGGGUCAAAAAUCCAGAAUGGCUUGUGGUUGUUGGGGUAUGUACUCAUCUAGGGUGCAUUCCUUUACCAAAUGCUGGUGAUUUUGGUGGUUGGUUUUGCCCAUGCCAUGGCUCCCAUUACGACAUCUCUGGUAGGAUUCGCAAAGGACCCGCACCGUAUAAUCUGGAGGUGCCUACCUACAGUUUCUUGGAAGAGAACAAGUUACUUAUUGGUUGAGAAAUUGUCUUAGUUUCCAAGACAACUUGUAGCUGCUGGACCAAAAUUGGAUCUUGCGUUUAGCUUUCUUGAGUUAUACAUGGAUUGUAUUUACUGACCAGUACUGGUAGCACACUUUUUUGAGUGAAUAAUUCUGCUGGAUGUUUGUUAAGAGAUUUUCUGAUGCCUCAUAUUUGUUUUGAAUAAACUUUCCAAAGAUUUACUUAUUUAUUAGUCUAAAUAUGUGAUUGUGACCA
Messenger RNA from Solanum pennellii, 1175 nucleotides. Its product is annotated as cytochrome b-c1 complex subunit Rieske, mitochondrial. Gene Ontology annotation, biological process: mitochondrial electron transport, ubiquinol to cytochrome c. The transcript is spliced from 2 exons. The record is from RefSeq and is a predicted model, not a curated record. Gene Ontology annotation, cellular component: membrane. Gene Ontology annotation, molecular function: quinol-cytochrome-c reductase activity; 2 iron, 2 sulfur cluster binding. The coding region runs from base 139 to 939 and encodes 266 amino acids. Lineage: Eukaryota; Viridiplantae; Streptophyta; Magnoliopsida; Solanales; Solanaceae.